AUGAAGAUCUCCGCCGUUCUCUCUACCUUGAUGGUCGCUGGCCUUGUUGCCGCCGCUCCUCCUGCCGAGCGUCCUUCCGACCUUCAGAAUCUUCCCGUUCCCCUUCCUACCACUGACGCUCCUGUCCCGCCUAAGCAGGACAACGACAACGACAAGCGUGGAGAUGUUCCCCCGCCUAAGAAGCCUACUCUCCCAGCUCCUCCCAAGGGUCCCAAGGAGAACGACAAUGGCAAGCGUGGUGACGUGCCGCCGCCUCCUCCCACCGAUAAGCCCCUUCCUCCCAAGGAAGAUGGCAAGGACAAACGUAACGAGGUUCCCUUUCCCCCUAAGCCCACCGACAAGCCUGCUCCCCCUAAAGAGAACGACAACGGAAAGCGCGGCGAUGUGCCGCCUCCUCCCCCAACGGACAAGCCUCUUCCUCCUAAGGAAAACGACAACGGAAAGCGUGGGGACGUUCCCCCUCCCCCUCCCACUGACAAGCCUCUCCCCCCCAAAGAGAAGGAGAACGACAAUGACAAGCGCGGCGAGGUCCCUCCACCUCCUAAGCCUACCGACGACAAGCCCGUUCCCCCACCUAAGGAGAAUGAUAACGGAAAGCGUGGCGAUGUUCCCCCUCCUCCUCCCACCGACAAGCCUCAGCCCCCCAAGCCUGCUCAGCAGUAA
Molecule: messenger RNA, 663 nt
Organism: Aspergillus bombycis
Lineage: Eukaryota; Fungi; Ascomycota; Eurotiomycetes; Eurotiales; Aspergillaceae
Exons: 2
Coding region: 1-663 (220 amino acids)
Source: RefSeq, a predicted model, not a curated record